Molecule: messenger RNA, 1381 nt
Organism: Drosophila albomicans
Lineage: Eukaryota; Metazoa; Arthropoda; Insecta; Diptera; Drosophilidae
Product: alpha-(1,3)-fucosyltransferase C-like
Exons: 2
Coding region: 89-1300 (403 amino acids)
Cellular component (GO): membrane
Molecular function (GO): alpha-(1->3)-fucosyltransferase activity
Source: RefSeq, a predicted model, not a curated record
CGUAGUUGGCGCAGAUCAGUAAGCAAAUUCCAUCUCUAUUCGAUAUUCAAGACAAUUAUACAAUAGUUAGAUAAUUUAUUUAUCUAAAAUGCCAAACAAUCAAGAAAUUGAGUUGACGGAACUGCAAAAAGUGGAAACACCUCGGGCCCGAAAUGAAGAUAUCCAAGCAGCGACUGAUGCAGACAUUGAUGGUGAAGUAUCAAUAUAUACACGACCUCGCCCACGCCCAAUUGUUCGCGCCUCCCGCCGCAAUCCAUUGAAUCUAUUAAACGGUCGUUUUAUGUUAGUUCUGAAGUGGAUCUUCUGUCUAUGCGUAAUUCUUUUGCUCAUUUCCUUGAUGCCGCGGACUUAUCAAAACAACAUCGACAAUCAACUAAAAACACCAACGGUUGUUAUAUGGAAUGAGGGAUUGGAAGAUUAUAAAUGUCCCUGCAUAAUAACGGGACGUAAUUAUGCCAGUUUAAUAAUAGAUGCUGUCAUCGUUAAUGCUGAUCGACCCUACUCUUUGUUGGGUUUGGAGAAGAUUUCGCAUGCAGAAAACUUUCUACUUGUGUUUGCAGCAAAGAAUCCAUUGAUUAUUGCACAGAAUCCACUAACGCAGUAUAGUCCAUAUUACUUCAACUUUACCAUGAGCUAUCGUUUGGACUCGGAUAUAAGAUUAACUGAAUACUAUUUCUCAUCGCUGACUCUUCAAACAGUCAUCAAAUUUGAGCAGCCCGACAGGAAUUUUAUGAUGAAUACGGAAAUGAAGUCUACGCUUCGUCAUCGCCUGGAGGGAAAAGAAUUCCUUGCAGGCUAUAUAUCAUUCAAUGAUAGCUAUACUACCAGAUCACAGAUUGUUUACUUGGAGAAUCUGCAGCAGCACAUGAAUCUUACCGACAUUCAAAACUGCGCAAUCGUCAAUGACUGCUCGUCCUACAAAUUUAUGCUGAUAUUUGAGCCUACUUCCUGCCCGGACUUUGUAAAUUCACACAUCCUCGAAGCCAUGCUGAACUUUGUGGUGCCCGUAGUCAUUAGUCCAGGAAAUAUUAGCCAACUUGUUCCUCCCGGAUCUUACAUAGAUGGAGCCGAUUUUGUGUCACCCGAAAGAUUAGCACAAUUUUUAAUCAAAGUCAGCGCAGAAUCACAUUUAUAUGCACAAUAUUUCUGGUGGCAUUCAAAGUAUCAGCUCAACCAAAUAAGAGAACCCUAUUGUUCUAUCUGUGCUGCACUGAAGAAGCCGAAGAGACAGCGUCAGCCCGAAGAGUUCUCCAAAUGGUGGACACAAUACAAAUGUCAAGUUAAUAACUAUUAUUUCUAAAGUAACUAAAUAGUCUUUGAUACCUUUUAUUACUGCUUUUAAUAAGUUUGUAUCUUGACUUCAACAUAAUAAAUAUAUAAU